GGAUUAUCUGCCCACCCAAUAGUGAUUUCUGCAGAUGAAGCCCCUUCGGCGCAGAGGAGCCAGCCAAGCAGGCGGUUUUCUGGCCGAUUGGCGUGUCCAGAGAGCUGGCAUUUGACACCCAACUGAUCCAGAUAUUUUUGGCUGCAAGAGGCAGCAGGGCGGGAGCAUGCUGGACUCGUAGGCUCCCUCCGGCCGCCCCGGAUCCUCUCUGCCCCCCCGGAAAGGAUGGUCCUGACCUCUCCCCUGCCUGCUCUGUUUCUCCUCCUGGCAUCGGCGUCUUCCUUCCCCAAAGACCUGGCUCCCUUCCACGUGGUCAGCGAGGCAGGAACCCACCUGUAUCCCUCCUUCCGCGGCCUCGGGGGAGAGAAUGACUCCCACGCUGCCUUGGGCCUGGACUUCCAGAGCAUGUUGCAGAUUAACCAGACGCUCUUCGUGGCUGCCCGGGACCACGUCUUCGCUUUUGACCUCGGACAGACCGCAAGCAGUUUCUCUCCCAAGAGGCACCUCACCUGGAAGACGCAGGACGUGGAGAACUGUGCCGUCCGCGGGAAGCUUCGGGACGAAUGUUACAACUACAUCAAAGUUUUGGUGCCCAAGAACGACCGGAGCCUCCUGGCCUGCGGCACCAACGCUUUCCACCCAGUGUGCCGGACAUACAAGAUCAGCGACUUUCAACAGGAAGGCGAGGAGUUGAAUGGCCAGGCGCGAUGCCCCUUCGAUACCAAACAGACCAACGUGGCCAUCUUUGCCGACGGGAACCUUUAUUCUGCCACCGUAGCCGACUUCCAAGCCAGCGAUGCGGUGAUCUAUCGGAGCCUGGGGGAGCGCAACCCCGUGCUGCGGACGGUCAAAUACGACUCCAAGUGGUUACGAGAGCCUCAUUUCAUCCACGCUCUGGAAUACCAGCAGUAUGUCUAUUUCUUCUUCCGUGAGAUCUCCGUGGAAUAUACCACGCUGGGACGGGUGAUCUUUUCCCGCGUGGGGAGGGUCUGCAAGAACGACAUGGGGGGCUCCCCUCGGGUGCUGGAGAAGUACUGGACCUCCUUCCUGAAGGCCCGGCUCAACUGCUCGGUCCCCGGAGACGCCUUCUUCUACUUCGACGUCCUCCAGGCCGUCACCGACGUCAUCCUGGUCAACGGCCGCCCGUUCGUCUUCGCCGUCUUCACCACUCAGUCCAACAGCAUCACCGGCUCAGCCGUCUGCACCUUCGACAUGGACGAAGUGGGGAGGGUCUUCGAUGGGCGGUUCAAAGAGCAGAAAAACGCGGAUGCCGGCUGGACCCCCAUCUCCGAGGACAAAGUCCCGACCCCCAG
Molecule: messenger RNA, 1313 nt
Organism: Pseudonaja textilis
Lineage: Eukaryota; Metazoa; Chordata; Lepidosauria; Squamata; Elapidae
Source: RefSeq, a predicted model, not a curated record